AUGGAGCCUGGACACGCCACUGGACUCAUACACGCCAUUCAGGCCUACCGAAAGGUCUACGAACAUGAAAACCAACACCUAUCUGAAUGGGAACGCGAACAUGGCUGGAAGCAGCAAUGGAAUUCGAUUAGCGCCGAGGUAACUGGCGAACUUGGCCUCCACGAACCUCCCAAAGUCACACCGAUGAAACGGCCUGCGUCCAAUUCACUUGUUGGUACGGAACCGGCAUCCAAGCGUCCCGGCUUUGACUCUUUGGCGUCUUCUGUCCCGUCCUCGCAUCCUCUGCAGCGACAGAAGUCAGCUCCAGCUGGACGUACUGCACCAAGCUCAACCAGAACGGCCAAGCAAGCUUCUGUCGCCAGUUCGGGAACGGCAUCCCCCAUCGACAUCCCCCACCAACAAUCUCGAAGAACGUCCGCGGCGGCCUCGGUUCCUGCCCAUACCUUUCAUCGGUCCGGUCUCGACAACAUCGACGAGGUCCAAAUCUAUUCUCCGGCCGACUUCCUGGCUCGAUCUCCGGAAGAAUACAAGACUCCCGCCAUUUCGGCGGUCCAUUCUCCCGCUGUUGAGCGUGGUGAGUUCAACGGCCAGACCCUCACUUACAACCAAGCCUACGACUCACCGAGUGACAAUCACACACCAAUGACUGCCACCAGCGACUCGAGCUUGGUCUCGGUGCCGACUGUUUUUAGUGAGCCGAUGUCUCGCACAAAUACUGAUGAUGUAUUGUGCAAUGGCCUCGACAUGUUCCGCAUGAACUCCAUGUCGAAGCCAGGAUCAGACGGUGCUAAGGCAGACGGUACUGACCAAGCUCCCCUUUUCCCUUAUUCACCAGACCUGAUACCUGAUCAGUAUCGUGGUCCUCUCUCCGAUCAACCCCUUCCCUUUUCUUUUGGUUCCGAGAUGAAGCCAUCCCUUUCGUCAGAAAGCGAUACUUCAAUUUUUUCAAGUCAGUCUCCUAGCUCGCCUCGGACACAUGAAGCGAAGUCAAUUCGCCUUCUUGCACCGAAGCUGGAGUCCAGUGGCUCGUUGUCGCCCUCCGAGUCCCCAAGGGUCAAACUCGUAGAGGUGAUGGGUGAGGACGGCAAGAUGAAGCGCAAAGCGGAAAUUGCCCGUGCAUCGAGGCAAGAGCCCCCUCGUAAGACCAUGUACUGCAAAUUCUGUGACGAGCAGCCAAACGGUUUCCAUGGUGUGCACGAGCUCGAUCGUCAUAUCGAUCGUCAGCAUACUCUUCGACGCAAGGUGUGGAUCUGCAAGGAGGCCAUGCCCGGCGGUACCUUUCUCGCUAAUUGCAAAGCAUGCAAAAACAGAAAGACCUAUGGUGCAAAUUAUAAUGCGGCCGCCCACCUGCGUCGAGCCCACUUCAACCCGCCAAAGAACAAACGUGGGGGUCGCGGCAAGAAGAGUGAGAACCGUGGAGGCAUGGGUGGUGGCAAUCAGCCACCGAUGGAAGAGCUCAAGCAGUGGAUGUACGAAGAGUGGGAGUACAAUGUCAAUGGCAAGAUUGUGUCCCGGGAGAUCUCCGUCGUCGACGCUAUGGACACCUACCCUGAAGACUACGACUUGGGUGGCGCUGCGGUCGAGGAGUAUCCUGCCUUUUACCACACGUCGCCUCAGGAGCCGAUCAUGAUUCCCGAUAUGCACCAACCGCCUGUCAACUACGCCAUGAUGCCCACGACCAUGGCUGGUCACCCACCUACGAGCGCGCAAUAUCACCAAACAUAUAUGCCACCCCCUGUUUACAGCAUGUGA
This is a messenger RNA of Cyphellophora europaea CBS 101466, 1752 nucleotides long. RefSeq lists its product as uncharacterized. The transcript is spliced from 3 exons. NCBI's taxonomy places the organism in Eukaryota, Fungi, Ascomycota, Eurotiomycetes, Chaetothyriales, Cyphellophoraceae. The record is from RefSeq and is a predicted model, not a curated record. Bases 1 to 1752 code for a protein of 583 amino acids.